Molecule: messenger RNA, 2004 nt
Organism: Erythranthe guttata (spotted monkey flower)
Lineage: Eukaryota; Viridiplantae; Streptophyta; Magnoliopsida; Lamiales; Phrymaceae
Product: Pentatricopeptide repeat (PPR) superfamily protein
Biological process (GO): mitochondrion organization; RNA processing
Cellular component (GO): mitochondrion
Molecular function (GO): protein binding; mRNA binding
Source: RefSeq, a predicted model, not a curated record
AAUUUAUUUUAGUAAAUCAUUUUGGUUGUGUUAGGCCCGGGUUUGGGUUGAAUUGACAUGGGCCGGGUUUGGGUUGAAUUAAUAUGGGCCGGGUCCAUCCAGAUAGGAAUAAUUGGUUUGAUUUUGGGCUAAAUCCAAAACCUAAUAUUUAGUCGAUUCAUUUUAUAGUAAAUAUUUUUUUCACUAAAACUUCUGGUAAUUCAUACAGAAGCAGAAAGCAGCCUCCAAUGGCGACGAUCGCCUACUCAAACCGCCGCUUAAAUUUCGCCUUACGUUUCCUUUCACCUCUCUGCAGAAACAACCUCAACUUCUGCACCUCAUCUCCCGCCGCCGCCGACGACAUCGUUUCAGUAGAGGAAACCGCCGAUGGACCCCAAGUCCCAUCCCCCGCCGCCGCCGCACUUUCCCCGGAAGAAACACUUGCCGCCGAAAAAUUCUAUUCCCUAAUUAAAGACCACCACCGCAAUAACCCCAACCUCCUCUUAAACCCUAAAACCCCCCUAAACCCCGACGCCGCUUUUCCCUCUCUCAAUUUUGACUUCACAAACAUCUCAACCACCCAUUCCCCAUCCCCCGCCGUCGUCCGCCACGUGAUCGAGAAAUGCGCCGCCCCACGCCACGGCAUCCCCUUCCCCCAAACCCUCGCCUUCUUCAAUUGGGCCACGUCAAAGCUUGAGUCUUCUCCUCCAUCUCUAGACCUCUUCAACGAAAUGAUCGAUCUCUCCGGCAAGGUACACCAAUUCGACAUUGCCUGGCAUUUAAUCAAUUCGAUGAAAGCCCGAAAUGUUCAAAUCCAGCUCGAAACUUUCUCGAUCCUCAUCCGCCGCUACAUCCGAGCCGGAAUGUCUGCAGAAGCAGUGCACACUUUUAACCGUAUGCACGACUACGGAUGCGAACCCGAUCGGAAAUCUUUCUCCAUAGUCAUCGGUAUGCUGUGCAGAAAGAGACGCGCAACCGAAGCACAAGCCUUCUUCGAUAGCUUGAAGGAAAAAUUCGAUCUUGAUGUUGUUGUGUACACGAGCUUAAUACAUGGGUGGUGUCGUGCGAAUAAUAUCACUGAAGCAGAGAGAGUGUUCGGAGAAAUGAAGGCUGCCGAGAUUAAACCUAGUGUCUAUACUUACACUAUUGUAAUCGAUGCAUUGUGUAGAUGCGGCCAAGUUACGCGCGCACACGACGUGUUCGCUGAAAUGCUCGAUAUAGGGUGUGCCCCAAAUUCGGUCACUUUCAACAAUCUGAUGCGUGUUCAUGUUAAGGCUGGGAGGACCGAAAAGGUGCUGCAGGUGUACAAUCAAAUGAAGAGGCUGUCUUGCGAGCCGGAUGUUAUUACGUACAACUUUCUGAUUGAAGCUCAUUGUAAGGACAAGAAUCGAGACGAGGCAAUUAAGGUUCUUACAUCGAUGAUCAAGAAACGGUGUGAACCUAAUACAUCGAGUUUCAAUCCGAUAUUUAAGUGCAUAGCUCAAGACCAAGAUGUAAAUGCUGCCCACCGGUUAUUCGAUAAGAUGAAGGAGGCUAAGUGUACACCUAACACGGUGACGUACAACGUGCUGAUGCAGAUGUUUUCUCUGUCGAAGUCGAUCGAUAUGGUGAUCAAGCUUUGGAAAGAGAUGGGUGAGAACGAGGUCGAGCCUAAUGUGAACACGUACAAGAUUCUUAUUACAAUGUACUGUCUGAUGGGGCAUUGGAACAACGCGUACAAGUACUUUAAGGAGAUGGUUGAGGAGAAGUGUUUGAAACCUAGUCCGAAGAUGUACGAAAUGGUUAUGCAGCAGCUGAGAAAAGCAGGGCAGCUUAAGAAGAACGAGGAAUUGAUGGAGAAGAUGGUCGAUCGGGGGUUUGUAACUCGGCCUCUGUAGCAAACGACACCCUGCAUCUCGAAUUCUCCGAUUGGCUUAGCGCCGUUUUUGUUAUUUCAUUUUUCUAAACAUCGUAUUCUUGAAGCAUGAUUAGCUUGUCUGUAAUCUCGUUUCGUUAAAAUGUUUGAAGGUAUUUAAUGUUGAAGCU